UAUAAACGCACAAAUAAAACACAUCACCUCAUCUAACUCUAACGCAGAGGAAUAUUUAGGUCCUCCUACAUCUAUUAAUCUAAUUUGACCGCUGAAGCUUGUCAUUACAUCUGAUUUAGAUUGUAGAGCAAUUUCCAUCACAGUUGCUACUACGAGCACGCAAUGCAUGUCCAAGUUUUCGCUAGUGCAACAUACUUAUUGUGGUUCUGGUGAAAUCAAAGAUGAGAAGGACUUGGUGCUUCCUUCUGAUCGGCCUUUUUUUGGGGGUUUCUGGUUUUGAGUAUGGAGAAAACGAGAAAGAACCCGUUUACCUGACGGCCACUAUCGGAGGCUGGGUGGUUUUGAGCUGCGAUGUGGAUUUUCCUGAGAGUAUGCCUAUUCCUUUCAAGCUGUAUUGGAACAAGGACCAACGGACAAUAUUUACAUAUCACAAAGGCGUUAUAACCUCCAAUGAACCCUAUGUGGGACGUCUUAAUUUGGUAGAACAUCCACAUCCCAGAUACGACAUCGUUACAGUCAACCUCACUUCUAUUAGAGAGUCAGAUGAUGGAUGGUUCCAAUGCAAAGUUAAUUUUCCCAACCGAACGCCCAGUAGAAGGAACAGAAAUGGCACUUGGUUCCAUCUUUCAGUGAAUGGAGGUAAUUUACUGGAGAUUCCUCCAAUAAACCAGACCGUAUUGGAGGAGGAAGAAGCACGCUUGACAUGUCUUCCCAAAGACAACGAAAUGAGGGUGGUUUGGUACAAAGAUCGAGUCCCUAUUAAGGAUUAUCCCCACAUGGUUCACAGGAGUUGGACUGAAUUAGAUGGAACGCUAGUCAUAAAACCAACACAUAUGGAAGAUUAUGGCGAAUAUGAAUGCGAGGUUAUUCAUGCCUCGGGUGAAAGGCAAUCAGCCAGAGCAUUUCUUGACAUACAAUACAAGGCAAAAGUAAUUUAUGCUCCACCCGAGAUACACCUGCCAUACGGAAGACAAGCAAUCAUAGACUGUCAUGUCAAAGCCAAUCCGCCUCUUAAAAAUCUUAACUGGGAAAAAGAUGGGUUUCUUUAUGACCCUUACAACAUACCCGGUGUGUUCUACAAGAAGAACGGAAGUCUGUUGAUCAGUAAAGUAGAUGACAGCCACAAUGGUCGAUAUACUUGCACCCCUUUUAACAAGCUAGGUACUCAAGGGCCAUCGUCACCUAUGCAGGUUAUUGUUCAAAAACCACCGGUAUUUUUAUCCCGUCCUAAUAAUAUGUACAUUAAAAAAUUGGGGGAACUCAUAGAAAUACCAUGUCAAGCGAAGGAUGGGGAAAAUGGACACAAGCCCAUCAUAGUAUGGUAUAAGAAAGAUGGAACAUCUUUACCUACAGGAAGAACCGAAAUAAAAAACGGCAAUUUGUCGAUUUAUAACCUUCAAGAAGAAGAUAGAGGGCUCUACGUAUGUUCUGUCACCAACAAGGCAUCAACAAUAACAGCAGAGACAGAACUGCUGGUGGAAACCAUACCCUCGAGUGCACCUUAUAAUUUGACUGGUAUCAGUACAGCCCAUGGUGUUUACUUAAAAUGGUGGGCAGGACGUCAGAGAACAAACGUGAAUUACAGCAUAUGGUAUAAGCCGGUUGAGAGUAAAGAGUGGAAAACCUACGAUGUACCCCCAUCUUCGUACCUUGAUGCCACCAUUGAGAAUUUGGAUCCAGGUAGAGAAUACGAGUUCAUGGUACUCUGUAGGGAUGAAUUGGGCGAAGGGUUGUUUAGCAAGGCCGUUCGAUUGUGGACAAGAAAAUCCAAUGGGGAUGAGCUGCCUACCACUCCGGAAAACUCAUUUAUUCCACCUGUAGGAUUUCCAAGGAAUGUUACGGUAAUACCUGCUUAUAAGGGUUUUCAGGUUUCUUGGCUCCCUCCAGAAUAUGGCUUGGAGAACUUGAAGUUUUACGUUGUGAGAUGCACGCAAGGUGUUGAGGAGUAUCCACUGCUGUCUUAUGAAACUAGGAAUACUUCUCAUAUAAUAUCUGAUCUACCAGAAGGCAAUCAGUAUGGAAUUCAAAUAAUAGCAGUCUCCUAUGAUGAUCAACAAGCAGUCAGUGAGAAAGUUGGCAUGAACAUCCCAGAAUAUAGAAAAGUACAAGCAAUUUCAACUGGUAUUAUUGCUGGACUAGCUUUACUGGUUAUAGUCUUUUCAGUACUCUACUACCUAAAAUCUAGAUGGUGGAAACAGAAAAGAAAGGAGAAAAUGCUAGAAACAAACGGAAAUCUCAUUAAACACUAGUAUAACACUAAGACAAACAAAAUUGAUGUGGGAAUCAAGACAUUCUGGAGUAUCUUCGCAACUUUAUUUAUUUUUAUUGUAUUUUACGAUAAUCUAAGUGUAUAGGUAUCUAGAAUAAAAAGUUGAAUAAAAA
Messenger RNA from Harmonia axyridis, 2382 nucleotides. Its product is annotated as protein borderless. Gene Ontology annotation, biological process: cell-cell adhesion. The record is from RefSeq and is a predicted model, not a curated record. The transcript has 7 exons. Lineage: Eukaryota; Metazoa; Arthropoda; Insecta; Coleoptera; Coccinellidae. Bases 222 to 2249 code for a protein of 675 amino acids. Gene Ontology annotation, molecular function: protein binding.